This is a messenger RNA of Anopheles cruzii, 1630 nucleotides long. Its product is annotated as leukocyte elastase inhibitor-like. The coding region runs from base 155 to 1630 and encodes 491 amino acids. The transcript is spliced from 4 exons. The record is from RefSeq and is a predicted model, not a curated record. Gene Ontology annotation, molecular function: serine-type endopeptidase inhibitor activity. NCBI's taxonomy places the organism in Eukaryota, Metazoa, Arthropoda, Insecta, Diptera, Culicidae.
GUCGCAGGUUCACUCGUCAGUUCUGCGGUUGGCCCAAUAGGGAGCAGUUGCCCAUUUUGAUGUGCCCGAGUCGUGGAAGAGGUCGUGCACAGUCUAGAAAAACCUGUCUUACAAGUUGUGCAUCCUUCCCGUGCUGAGAACCGCGCAUCUCACAAUGAGUCGUAUACUGGGACUUUUGGCUCUCGUCUCUAUCGUUUUGAGCCACGAAAUUACGUACACAGGAACUGUGCGUUUAACAAAGGAAGAAUUUUGCCGGCACAACGGGCUACGACCGAACCGCUGUGAUAAACGGUUUGAGGAGCACUUAAAAAACAACCCGCACAUCGAAAAAUGUCCUGGCACCGAAUUAAUCUACUCCAACUUCUGUUCCGAGUUUAAGAACGAGGUCACGAACGCCGUGGAUCUGACAACGGAUGCCACUAGCUAUCCUCCUAGAAGACAGCCAAACUUUGACGAGUACAUAGAAGUUCCUCCCAGCAGCAGCCGUGUGCCGGUCGAGAAGAAAGUGAUGGAAUUUUCGCUGCAACUGUUUAAAACCGCCGCGUUCGGUAGCAGUCCGGCUGGAAACUUCAUUCUUAGCCCGGUUAUGGUGCAAAUGCUACUCGCGUACCUCAUCGACGGUGCAUCGAACAUAUCACGUGCGGAACUGAAGUCCGUGCUGCAGCUGACUAUGGAUGAUCUGAAGGAACUCCAGCAAACGCUGAAGCCUGAUGCGGAAACGGCAGUGGUGCCGAAGUACAAGCUCGAUAUCGCUUCACAAAUAUUCAAGUCGACGCAGAUUGAGCUUCUGCCGGCGUUCCAGGAGUCGCUCAAGCGUAACAAAGUGCCACUACAGGAGAUGGACUUUUCCAACAGGCGGGUGGCGGUUAACGAAAUCAAUCAUUGGGUCAACGUCACGACACGACAGAGGAUCACUUCAAUCGUCGACGAAAAUUCUUUGGAUCCGGAUACGCAACUGAUGCUUCUGAACGCUAUUUACUUCAACGGGUCGUGGCAGUACAGUUUCAAUCGAACAGUUCCGAGGGCCACUUUCCAUUUGAAUGAAAAUACUCGCUCCUCGUGCAAUAUGAUGGUGCUUUCGCGUGAGCUACGUUACGGUAAUACGCAGCCCGAUCAUGAGACCCACGGGCUGUAUUGGAUCGAGCUACCGUACACCGGCGACACGAUGUCCAUGAUCUUGCUACUCCCCAACGAACGGUUCCAGCUGGAUCGGGAGCUGCAACGGUUUCAGGCGCACGAUUUGGAAAACAUUCUUUCGGAAAUUCGCGGCAACAUUAAAGACAAGAUCAAGGUCAAUCUGCCGAUGUUCAAAGCGGACAGCACGGUUUCAUUAGUCGAGCCACUGAAAAAGAUGGGCCUAUCAUCAGUGUUCGGCACCGGUAACCCUUUCGACAAGCUGUCUAACACAGCCGUGAAAAUAUCUGACGUGCGACAAAAAUCAUUUUUAACCGUGAACAUGCAUGGUACGGUGGCCACUAGUGUUACCACCCUUACCGUUAUCCCUCUCAGCAUAUCCCGGACGAUGGACUUCAUUGCUGAUCAACCGUUUGCCGCCAUUAUUGUAGAUAAGCAAAAAGGCAUACCUUUGUUUAUCGCAAGAAUAAGCAAGCCAACCAAGAUACAGGAGUAA